AUGAGAUUUAUUCCAUUAUUAAUAAUUUUAUUUUUAUUAAAAUCAGCAAUUGUUUUUGCUGAUUACGAAUAUGCCAUUUGUAAUAUGGUACCAGUAGAUAAAAACUCACCAUCAAUUAAUGGUAGUAUUCAAAUUUAUAAAGAUUUAGACAUAGAAUCAAAUACUAAAUUCUUAUUUGAAUUUUCCUCAAUUAAUGGCCUUUUGGAUGGAGAUUAUGGUGUUUCAAUUCAAACUUAUGGUUAUCCAGUAUCAAACUUAGGUGGUGUAUUUAACCCAGCAAAUGUCGAAAAAUCUUGCCCAGGUUUUCAAGAUUCAAUGGCUGGCGCUUUAUAUGAUAUUUAUAUGUAUAAUGGUGCAGUUUCCAGUUCAUUUUCAUACCAAUUACCACUUUUAAGUGGCGAAAAUUCAAUUAUUGGUAGAUCAAUUGUCUUCUACAAUGGAUCUGUGUGUCCAAAUAAUUUAGCCAGACUUUCUGUUCAAUCAUCUGUUCAAUCUGUAACUUCCGUUAUUGCCUCUUGUGUCAUUGGUUACGGAAAUGAUACUACAAGACCAGAGUCCCUUAUCGGUGUAAAUAAAGCUAGUGCUCCAGCUUUAUCUGUUAAUGCUAUUGCUGUUUUACAAACAACUUCAAGUUCAAAUGAUGCUAUUACUGGUCAGGUUUCUUUUGUAAAAGUAGAAGGUGGCGUUCAAGUUACUUCAAAAAUAAAUGGUUUAGGCAAAGAGGCCCAUGGUUUCCACAUUCAUUCUUUUGGACAACUUUCAACUAAUGGUUCUGCUCUUGGUGGUCAUUGGGCAACUACUGGACAAACUCAUUCAUUACCAUCAACUCUUCAAAAUAGUAAUACUCGUCAUUAUGGUGAUUUAGGUAAUAUCUGUGCUUUUGAUUCAGCUUACAAAAAUGCUUAUUAUAACUUUACUACUAAUUAUAUAAGUAUUCAAGGUGUUUAUGGUCGUGGAUUUGCUGUUCACGCUUCACGUGAUUUAGGUGACUCUAAUGUCGGUGGUGCUCGUAUUCUCCAAGGUGUUAUUGCUAUUGUAAACCCAUCUACCUCAACUAAUGUUAAUACUCCACCAACCCCUGAUUUUGCUUUUGAUAAUAUUUGUGCUGAAGGUGCCUUCAAUGGUGAAACCAACUCCACUUCAAGUGGUUCAGGAAGUGAAUCAGAAAGUGAAAAUAGCUCAUCACAAUUAGUUUCAUCCUUAUUUAUUUUAGGUUUAUUCUCAUCAUUAUUUGUUUUAUUAUUUUAA
This is a messenger RNA of Dictyostelium purpureum, 1248 nucleotides long. RefSeq lists its product as uncharacterized. NCBI's taxonomy places the organism in Eukaryota, Evosea, Eumycetozoa, Dictyosteliales, Dictyosteliaceae. The transcript is spliced from 3 exons. Gene Ontology annotation, molecular function: copper ion binding; superoxide dismutase activity. Gene Ontology annotation, biological process: removal of superoxide radicals. The record is from RefSeq and is a predicted model, not a curated record. Bases 1 to 1248 code for a protein of 415 amino acids.